AGCAAGAAGCAUUAAAAUAUAACCAUGGGUGUCGGUAUUAAUUAGGCAACCACUUGAUCUGUGGCAAGAAAUGUAGUAAUGUUUCUGAAAUGUUUUGGUUACUCAAGUUCAUCUGGGAGACCAUAUCCAACAGUAAUAGAAGAGUUGUGUCGUCAUUUUUCUCUUGCUGAUAUUCGGAAAUCAACCAACAAUUUCGAUGAAAACAGAGUAAUUGGAGAAGGAGCAGUUGGUAGAGUAUACAGAGGUUGUCUCCAACAUAAUGAUGGAUCUGAUUACGCAGUCGCAGUGAAGCGAUUUAAGGCGCAAUACAGUGAGGAGUUCAAAAGAGAAGUAGAGUUACUGUGUCAACUUCAUCACCCUAAUUGUGUGUCUAUUGUAGGGUUUUGCAACUGCGAAACAGAGAAUAUGAUUGUGUAUGAGUACAUGUCCAAUGGAUCUCUACAUAGGAACAGCGCGUGGACUACACUACCUUCAUGCAGGACUGAAGCGCACCAUCAUUCACCGCAACAUCAAAUCUAGCCACAUUGUUUUGGAUGAGAAGAUGCACCCAAAACUCUCAGGUUUCAGCCUUAGCAUACUGGGAGCACAUUUCAAGGAAAGGCCAAAACCAAUAAAAAC
Messenger RNA from Vigna unguiculata (cowpea), 618 nucleotides. NCBI's taxonomy places the organism in Eukaryota, Viridiplantae, Streptophyta, Magnoliopsida, Fabales, Fabaceae. The record is from RefSeq and is a predicted model, not a curated record.